Molecule: messenger RNA, 2374 nt
Organism: Drosophila innubila
Lineage: Eukaryota; Metazoa; Arthropoda; Insecta; Diptera; Drosophilidae
Product: zinc finger protein 287
Exons: 1
Coding region: 112-2253 (713 amino acids)
Biological process (GO): regulation of transcription by RNA polymerase II
Molecular function (GO): DNA-binding transcription factor activity; RNA polymerase II cis-regulatory region sequence-specific DNA binding
Source: RefSeq, a predicted model, not a curated record
CUAGUCACUAAUGCCACACGAUAAAUUAACAAGCGCACGAAGCGGCUAAAAUAAGUUAAAUCGAAAUAGGAGCGCAGCAAUUGCAAAUAUCCAGUCCUGAUUAGCAUAAACAUGGACAUGUCGGAGAUUAUAGAAUUCGUAAUGCCUGUAAAAUGCGAAUACACGGACCAAACGAAUGACGGCGGCGUUGGCGGUGGCGGGGAAGACGAUGAUUCGGUCAGCAACAAUCAGUAUGUAGUGCUGGAUGCUGUGGAUGUUGGACGCGAAUACAAAAGUGAGGAGUACUUUCUGGUCAACGAUGAUGGCGACGACGAGGGAGAGCUGCUCAUUAAAAAUGAACAAUUCCAUCAACAGCUGAUCGGUUGUCCUGAACUUUUAGACCAGACAACGAUGCGCUUGCCAAAGCAGGAGCUCGAUGAGCUGGACGGGGAGUUGGAGGAGGAGGAGGAGGAGGAGCAGCAGCUGGAGGAGGAAGUACAGUAUAUGAUGGAUGAGCCGCAUUCUGUAGAUCUCGAUGAUCUGGUGGAAGAGGCCAUCGAUGAUGACGAUGAUGGUGAGCAGGAGGAGACAGAGGACAAUGAAAUGGCAGAAGAGGAGGAGGAACAUUAUGAGCAAUAUGUUAACAAUCUAGUGCAACAGGAUCAUGACCAGCAGCAGGAGCAGGAACAGCAGCUAUAUUCCUGGAACUAUCUGCAGACAGCAACUGAAAUGGAAUCGGUGGCAAUCGAGCUGGAUGCCAGCAAGAAAUACAAUAAUAAUGCUAAAACAAAAGCUACAAUGCAAAGUCUGAAGCGCAACUAUGUGAUGCCUGAUGAUGAAGAUGACGCCAAUGAUGAUGAUGUCUAUGAAGAGAUUGAGAAUGAUGCAACAAUGGAACAACAGUCAGCUGGUCAGAUACAGAUCAGCGAGGAGCCGCCAGUGCCGUUGGCUCAGCCGAGUGAAAAGAUGUUGGACAUGUUCAAGGGACCACGACGUUAUAUGCUCUUCGAUGAGCUGAUUGCCACCAUUGUGGACUUCGAUGAGGACGGCACACCGAUUGUGGAGUUCUCCAUGAUUGGCAGCCUGCAGGAUGAGAAGCUGCCGGUCGAAUGUGGCAUCUGUCCGGAUGUUAUGCAUAAAUCGAAAUUGUCCAAGCAUCAAAAGACACAUCUGGUGCCGGGCAAGAAUCGCUAUGCGUGCAUCUAUUGCACCGAAACGUAUCGGGAUUGUAAAUAUCUGGCGGGACAUGCCCGUCGCCACAUGGGCAUCCGGCCGUAUGUCUGUGAGCCGUGCAAAUUGUACUUCUCCACCAAGCAGGAUUUGCGUGUGCACAAUCAGCGACGGCACCUGGAGAAGGAGCACAUCUGUGAGAUGUGCGGCAAGACAUUCGCACAGAAUACACAAUUGAAACGGCAUCGGGAGGCGACGCACGAGAAGAAGCGACGAUUUCAGUGUGAAUACUGCCAGAAGGCAUACUACAAGAACUUCUCGCUCCAGGAGCACAUCCGGAACGUGCACAUGGGCAAGCGACGCAUGUUGAAGUGUCCCUUCUGUGGGAUGCAGUGUCGGGAUGCCCACAAGAUGGCCCGACAUCGCAAGGAGAUGCAUUUGAAUCAGGACACAUAUGUGUGCCAUCUGUGCCAGGAGGAGUUCACCGAUAUCAACUAUUUUGAUGCCCACAAGCGUUCCAUACAGUGUCGCAGCAAUACGCGGCGUCUGGUCAACGAGGAUGAGUCACGGAUUAACAAUGAGGAUGGCAUAUUCAUCACGGAAGGCGAUGAAUUGGCCGAUAUGCUGGAAGAGGACUUCGAUGAGGAUGCUGGCCUGUUAAUUGAGUCGAAUUAUGUCAAUGGUGUGAUUGAUAAUGAUGUGGAUGAGGAGCAACUGCAGCAGCAGCAGGAGCAAGAGCAACAACAACAUCUGCAGCCAACAUCAUGUGAGGAAGCCACCAUCUAUGAGACGGUUAACAGCAAUUAUCUGCAUGAUGAUGCAGAGCUGGAGGAACAGCAACAACAACAACAACAGCAGUAUGAACAAAAUAACUAUGAAGAUGGUUUGCUAAUCGAGCAUAUAGCCGAGGAUGACAACGAGCAGCACACGGAGGAGCAGCUGCUCGAUGAUAACGAUGAUGAGCACUAUCUGGAGACACAACUGGAACAACAACAACAUGCCGAUUAUCAUCAGCAUCAUCAUCAGCAUACACAGCACAGGCAGCAGGAGUAUAACGAUCACGAGUUGAUUUAUGAAAUCACACUGGAGACUGAGGAUAACUGAGGAGCAGCGAUUGUAUCCCAAACCCUAACAAAUAAUUCCCCCUCCCCAACCCUAACCAUUAUCAAACAGGAAUUGUAAAUAAUAAAUAAAUAAAUAUAUAUAAAUUUAUGUACUUUAAAAA